Molecule: messenger RNA, 2297 nt
Organism: Saccoglossus kowalevskii
Lineage: Eukaryota; Metazoa; Hemichordata; Enteropneusta; Harrimaniidae
Product: NFX1-type zinc finger-containing protein 1-like
Biological process (GO): regulatory ncRNA-mediated heterochromatin formation
Cellular component (GO): nuclear RNA-directed RNA polymerase complex; nucleus
Molecular function (GO): zinc ion binding; helicase activity
Source: RefSeq, a predicted model, not a curated record
AUGAAUACAAGGCAGCAACCAUCAAUUGAUGCUUCAGUUUGCAGAGUGGCUUUAACUGGAAGGGGAACAAAACGGAAAAUGAAUCAUUCGCAACAUGGACCACAGACUGCACUGCGUUCUGCUUUGCCACGUAGGAAUGAUACCAGUAGGCGCCACAAUAACAUAGGAAGACAUAAACAACAGCCGAUGAAAGAAAACACUACACAUGAUUUAGAAAAGUUGCUUCUAGAAGAACCAAAGGACAUUGUGAUAUCGUUAACCCAGGAUACAAAGCGUCUGCAAAACAUGUUAAAGGAUACCGGGAAGACAACCCAGGACUUAUUUUUACUACUACAAGUACUUGGGAAAGCAAGCAGAUGUACAUUUGCCCCACAAAAUCAGAUACAUUUACUAAACACAAUUAUUGAAUCUAGAUUAUUUACGUUCAUUUCCCGAGAACUUUCAACUAUAUACAUAUAUGUUAUGAGAGGCAUAUUUGACAACAAAUCAGAAGCUAUGAUCAGACAUAUUCUAACACUCUUAAAGGCAAUCCUAAACAUCAUGCCAACAAAGUUCUUGGAAAUAGCUUCUGCAGUCGAUCUUCUUAAUGUAAUUGCAAAAUCUACAUCGACAAGUGAAUCAGGUGUAGUGAUAGAUCCGGUUGUAAUUCAGGAGAUCCACGCUUUGCAAGAAGACAGAAGCCAGGUGAUGGCAGAUGUCCGAAUAGGUCAAACACAACCAGAGAGUGAGCAACUGUCUGAGGAUCAUCAAUCAUGGCACCCACCAGAAAAUUUCAGAUCCAUUUCAGUGUUUCCCACAUCCAGUGACAUAAGGGCCAAUGUCGAACCAUUUUUACGGCCAAAUAUUGCCAUUGGACCAUUCCGAGACACGGAACAUUAUCUAGAUGUUCAUUUUCGUCUUCUGCGGGAAGAUUUUAUUCAACCCUUGAGAAAGGGAAUCCAGGAAUAUCUUUCUCAACAGUCACACCCCAGAAAAAAACACAGUAGGCUGACCGAUAUUCGAGUUUAUGAAGAGGUGUUCAUAUUAAGUCCUAUGUGUAGGGACUUUGACGGGAUAUGUCAUAUGGUUCAGUUCCACAAUGGAUGCCUCAAGCGUAUAAGAUGGAAAAGUAGCAAACGUUUAAUAUAUGGUUCAUUAGUAUGUCUUUCUAAAGACAACUUCAACACUGCACACUUUGCUACAGUAGCGCACAGAGAACCUAAGCAACUUGAAUCGGGAUUUUUAGCCUUGAAGUUUCAUUCACUAGAAGAUGUUAUUUACGAACUCCCUGACCAGCCUUAUAAAAUGGUAGAAUCAAACGCUUACUUUGAAUCAUACAGAUAUGUUCUUGAAGGCCUUCAAGAUUUGAAUACCAAUUCCCUGCCCUUCAGAGAAUAUCUUGUUGAGUGUGAGAAAGAGGUGAGAAUUCCAGCAUAUAUCAACUCUGAAGAUGUAACAUAUACAUUAUGUAAUGAUAGUGUAACUAAAUCUCAAAGUAUCUCUGCACCUGUUUUGGACACUAGCUCUUGGCCAACAUCAAGAGAAUUAGGUCUCGAUGAAUCUCAACUGCAGGCUCUAAAAACCGCCCUUACCAAGGAGCUUGCAAUAAUUCAAGGGCCACCUGGUACAGGGAAAACUUACAUUGGCCUUGAAAUUGUCAAGAUACUACUUGACAAUCAUAAAGUGUGGUCUGGUACAAUGAAUCCGCCAGCUCCAUCACCAAUACUCAUAGUAUGCUAUACAAACCACGCCCUUGACCAAUUUUUAGAAGGUAUCAACAAAUUCCAAGGAACUGAAAUUGUCCGUGUUGGAGGCCGAAGCAAAAGUGAAGCAUUAGAAAAGUCUUUGAUCUCUGAGAAAAGAAAAAAGGGAGGAGUUGUUGGUCGUUUAAUUUUAAGAGAGUUGAAGGAAUAUCAGGAGCGCAUUCUGACGUGGACUGAAAAACACAGAUUUAAUCCAUCCUGCAUGAUUUAUUGUCAGAAUUUGUGUGUACCCCAACAACACCGACAUAGCCUUCUGACGGUAAAACCUGGAAAGUCCAGAUGGCAACUGAAUGAUGAGCAGUCCAUUUUGGAUUAUUGGUUAAUGGAGAAAAUAAGAGACGCAACAAAUAGCAAGCAAAUGCACAUGGAAUAUCCAAACUCUGAUUCUACAAAACUUGCUGCAGCAAUAGAAAAUGACGAUGAUGAAGAUGAUAAUAGAAUUCUUGUUGAGUUUGAAACAGACUUCCUUGCCGACCAGAGAUAUCUAGAGGGCGAUUGGACACAAGACCUAAUCAUGGGGCAGCAACAUACUGAUACCAAUGACUCUACAUAUAA